Molecule: messenger RNA, 3444 nt
Organism: Papaver somniferum (opium poppy)
Lineage: Eukaryota; Viridiplantae; Streptophyta; Magnoliopsida; Ranunculales; Papaveraceae
Exons: 12
Coding region: 1-3444 (1147 amino acids)
Source: RefSeq, a predicted model, not a curated record
AUGGCUGGUUUAAGCUCCAAUCCUAGCACCAGCAAUGCUAAUGCUCAGGGAAUGAAUGGUGGUGGUGGUUAUCAAACUAGAAGUCAGGGGGUAAUUUUGAGAAAUAUGAGAAAGAGAUGUGUUGCCUUGGGCCAUAUAGAUAGGAGUAGGCCUCUAGUAAAUGAUGAAUUUCAUUUGGUCCAAAUUGAUGAAGUUUGUCUAGAAUCUGAGGCUCUCUGUGAUGGCGAUGGAACUUUUAAGGAUGUUAUCAUAGGCCAAAAGAUUUUGUGGCCGCAACACUCUAUGUCUCAACAUCUAACUACUCCAAAUAAAGACUGGAUGUUUGCACGCAAGGGUUCACCUCCAUGGAUUCAAGGUGUUCAAUAUUUCAUCCAAUUUGCAACAGAGAGUCUUGGUGAAGGUAUCAAAGAAUUUCGUUGUCCUUGCAUGAAGUGUAAGAAUUACAACAGUUUACCAAAAUCUCUAGAUGAUGUACAUGGGGAUAUUCUUGAUUAUGGGUUCGACAGGCAAUACCGAACAUGGAUCCAUCACGGAGAGCAACCUCGUGUGAAUAAUGUUCAAGCUCGUUCUUUACCUGCCAAUAAUGCUAUGAAUCAUGGAGCUGCUGCAUCUUUUCCGAGGAUAUUUGACUUGUUCAAUGAGACACUAGGACGUGUAGGUGACGGUACUGCUGUUGAAGAUGGUACUGUUGUUGAAGCUGGUACUGCUGCUCAAGAUAAGGCUAAUGUGAAUUGCAGGAAGAGGUUGGAGGAUGCAGUCCAACCCUUAUUUCCAGGUUGUGAUGCUGAUCAUACAAAACUAUCAGCAACAGUUGAGUUGCUUAGUAUGCAAGCAAGGUAUCAAUGUUCUGAUGUUUUCAUGACUGAAUUAUUUGGAUAUUUGAAAAUUAUUUUACCAGAUGGGAACACAUUGCCAUCUAAUUGUCGUAAAGCAAAGGACAUGAUUAAGCCAUUUCAGUUGCCGGUCCAUAUCAUCCAUGCUUGCAUUAAUGAUUGUAUUCUCUAUCGCAAGGACUAUGCUAAUGAAGAGAAGUGUCCUAAAUGUGGUGAAAGUAGAUGGAAGAAACCACCCGAAGGGAGUAAUCCAUCAACUAAAAAGGUUCCAGUGAAGAGACUGAGGUAUUUUCCAGUUACAGAAAGGUUGCAGCGUAUGUAUGGUACAACAUGGAUAGCUGAGCUGAUGACAUGGUAUGCUAAGGUUGAAGAAAGUGCUACACAUAUGAGACAUCCGGUGGAUUCGUCACAAUGGAAGUCAAUAGACAUGAAGUGGCCUGAGUUUGCUGAAGAGAAACGAAACGUACGUCUGGGACUAGCAACUGAUGGUUUUAACCCUUUUGGAAUGAUGACCUCGCAUAGUACUUGGCCUGUUAUGCUUACUUGUUAUAACCUUCCGCCAUCUGAAUGCACGUCAAAGGAUUUUACGAUGUUAACACUGCUGAUUCCUGGUCCACUUGGUCCUAACCACAACAUAGAUGUUUAUUUGCAGCCCUUGAUCGACGAGUUAAUUGAUUUAUGGACAGUCGGUAAAGUAACGUACGAUGCGCAUACAAAGACUUCCUUUACAAUGAAAGCAAUGUUAUUGUGGUGCAUACACGACUUUCCCGCAUAUGCUCAUGUUUCUGGUUUGCGAACUUCUGGAAGAUUUGGUUGUCCUGUGUGUGGAGAAAAUACAGAGGCGUUCAGGCUAAAAUGGGGUUCUAAGUAUGCUUAUAUGGGUCAUAGAAGGUUUCUAAGAGAUAGGUUUCACCCUUAUAGACUGAAAACAUCUGAGUUCAACGGAUUUGAGGAGACAAGGGGUGCACCAAGACGUUUGAGUGGUGCCGAAUUAUUCGACAAGACAGCAACCGCAGAUAAAGAGUUUGGGAAGCUGGUCAAGCGGCCGGUCGUACAAAAGAAUUUUACGGAGAAUUUGUUUGGAACUUUUAUGAGCCAUAAGGAUAAGAACAAGGAUGGGAAACUGGCGCGUAAAGAUUUAAAACUGCUAAACUUAAAGCCUUGCUUGUGGUUGACGGAAGAGAAUGGAAAAGUAGAGAUGCCUCAUGCACCUUAUUCUUUGUCUAAGGAAGAAAGGGAAGUCAUCUGUAAAACUCUUAGCACACUUAAAGUUCCAAUUGGUUACAGUGCGAAUUGGAAACGGAAAGUAUGCUUGAAAGACUUCCAAUUGAAGGGUUUGAAGUCUCACGAUUAUCAUAUUCUGAUGCAGGGGUUAAUGCCUAUUUUUAUGAUGCAUUGUUUCAAAGAACAUAAGCCUUUGCGUGAGGCAGUUCGACACUUAUCGUUGUUUUUCAAAGUACUAACUUCCAAGGUUAUUGAUCGUGCUGAGCUUCAAGAGGCACAUCAAUUGGGGCCUGUUCAGUUUAGGUGGAUGUACCCUUACGAGAGGAUGAUGAGGUACUACAAAGUACUUGGUCGCAACAAAAAUUAUGUAGAAGGCUCUAUUACAAAACAGUAUGAGAUUAAUGAAGGAGCGCGCCAUUGCGUCGAGAUACUUCCUGAAAAGAGGCGAAAGUCUCUUAAGUGUCGUGGAAAGAUAUCAAUGCCCAGUGAUGUUUAUGAAGGUCCAUACCCACCUAAUUCACAAGGAAAGCCACAUUCAUUGACCAACGUAGAGCAUGAACAAGUUCGUUUGUGGAUAUUGAGACAUUCAGAUGAAAAUACUGAAUGGGAAGAGAAGUACGAGAUAUAUGUUCGUAAUUUGAACCAAACUCGUACGGGAAGGAUAAAACCUACAGACUACAUUGAAUGGCUACAGAAACAACUUGAAGGCACUCCUAUGACAGAUUUUCGUAGGCUGGCAAUUGGUCCUACCUUCGCUACAAUUUCGUAUAACUCAUAUUUUGUUAAUGGCUAUCUUUUUUACACAGCCGAUGCCGAAAAAAAUUUAACUACACAAAAUAGUGGAGUCACCAUGGAUGCUUGCACCAGCUUCAGAGCAAAAAUUGUUUUUUACUGUGAUUGGGUGCGAGUCGAAGACAAAGUACAUGGAUCCUAUGUGGAUCCGGAUACAAAGUUGAGGUUUGUCAACUUCAGAAAGUUUAUGAGAAGCUCAAAAGAAGUCGACGAGCCAUUCAUCCAUGCUUCUCAAGCUAGACAAGUUUUUUACUGCAGAGAUGUGACAAGGGAGCACUGGAAUUUGGUUUUGGAAUCUCCAAUAAGAUCAGACCCCAAUAAGAAUGCUUUGGAAGAUCCAUUUGUCUUCACUGCAAAUGCAAAUGAAGCUCCAUCAAUUUUUACAGUUGUUGGAGAAGAUGAGUAUUGGAAUGAAGAAGCUCAGGGGAUGCCUCUUAAUACAGUUGGAAAAGUGUCUAGCACUGAUGAUACUCAUUACUCGAGUUUAAAACUCAUUGGAACGACGUUCUUUGUCGUAUGUGAACCAGGGACACAUCACAUGGAUGCUCUACUUGAUAUCAUUUACGAAGUAUUGGAUAAGUUUAUCGUCAUCUGA